Molecule: messenger RNA, 933 nt
Organism: Penicillium coprophilum
Lineage: Eukaryota; Fungi; Ascomycota; Eurotiomycetes; Eurotiales; Aspergillaceae
Product: putative C2H2 finger domain protein
Exons: 4
Coding region: 1-933 (310 amino acids)
Biological process (GO): regulation of transcription by RNA polymerase II
Cellular component (GO): transcription regulator complex; PcG protein complex
Molecular function (GO): DNA-binding transcription factor activity, RNA polymerase II-specific; RNA polymerase II cis-regulatory region sequence-specific DNA binding
Source: RefSeq, a predicted model, not a curated record
AUGGCUCCAGGUAGCGGGCGCGACUUUAACUGCACAUGGGAGCAUUGUGGAAAGUCAUUCAAUCGCAAGUCGGAUCUUUGUCGCCACUAUCGCAUUCAUACCAAUGAGCGGCCGUAUCAUUGCACCGUCAAGGACUGCAACAAGAGCUUUAUUCAGCGGAGUGCCUUGACCGUACAUUCGAGGACUCACACUGGCGAGAAGCCCCAUGUUUGUGACCAUGAAGGCUGUCAGAAGGCAUUCUCCGAUUCAUCGAGUCUGGCCCGCCAUCGCCGAAUCCACACGGGCAAGCGGCCAUAUAUAUGCCACGAGCCUACGUGUGAACGGAGUUUCUGUCGCAAAACCACCCUCACCAAACACCAACACCGCUCCCACCCUCCAGGGAGUUUGACCCGACCAUCCUCGGAAGAUGCAACCUCCGAGCACUCUUACCACCAAACACCCGUAUCAGUCUCAGUCCCUAGUGAGCAGUAUAUGCUCGCUCAGCAACCUUAUUACCCGCAAUCAGCGACACCAAGUCAUGAGUUUUACUCGCCCCAGAGUGUGCCGAUGGGUGCCGUACCGGUUCAUGAAACUGCCCCUCCGAUCGUGUCCCAGAAUGUACCGGGAACUUCUCCGGUAAACAUGUCACACCAACAGCCACACCCACAACACCAUGCGCAUCCACACCAACAUCCACAACAGCAACAACAUCAACAGCAGCAGCACCACCAGCAACAAUACUUGCAAAUGAUGCAACCGCGUUACGACACAAGCCCACGCACCAACUACAUCCAAGAACAAUAUCAACAUCCGUCUUUUCAAGGCCAUCAACUGCCCUCCGAGCAGUCAAUCAUGGUUCCAUACCAAUCAAACUAUGCGUACAAACCCCAAGCCUCCCGGCUCUUGAAUCAAGCGGAGGGGACUGACUGGGGCUUUUUGGGAGUAGGCGGCUAA